Beauveria bassiana ARSEF 2860 is the source of this 1527-nucleotide messenger RNA. RefSeq lists its product as uncharacterized. The transcript has 3 exons. NCBI's taxonomy places the organism in Eukaryota, Fungi, Ascomycota, Sordariomycetes, Hypocreales, Cordycipitaceae. Bases 1 to 1527 code for a protein of 508 amino acids. The record is from RefSeq and is a predicted model, not a curated record.
AUGCCACCAGACAGAGUUCUGUCUCUCUUCCCGGAGAGGCACAUCCGACCACUUCCUAAGCGAAAGCUCCGGGAGAAGCUAUCGCCCGAGGUUAUCCAAACGAUUGAAUACCCUUCUGUAACCGUCCACAGCAUCCCUCUGUUUCAUUAUCCGACAAUCGCCGCUAGAGGGCCGCCGCACGAUUUGCUGAAAGCAUUUGGGGAGCCAAAAAAGCCCCCAAGCGGAUUAGUUGAUAAUUUGGAACUCGUUGGUUCCAACGGAUGUGAACCCUUGGCUAUCAGUUCUACUUCUGAAAUACAGCUGCAACAAUCUCCGCAUGGAGCCACCAAAUUCCACGGUCCACUCGGCCAUAGAGCCUGUUCGGGCCAAGCUAUUCCCGCUGUGUCGUCUACAAAUGGCUACGAGUUGCUCGAGAAUACGAACAAUAAGAAGAAACGCAAGAUUCCAUCAGCUUCUGAUGCCUCUCUGCGAGGAUCUCUGUUUACCAGCAGCGGAUCUGUCGAGAUAUUGGGGCUAGGGGGUAGAAUAGAUGACGGCAAACAGGCGACUGCACCUACAUUUGCCGUGCCUGGAUCAUUGUCCAUGCACAGUGAUGGGAUCUCUGGCCCCGGGCGCGGCAGACUAGGCCGCACCGUACAUACGAGAAGUCCCUUAAGAACUCUCUCUGACGGGAAUACUACGUGGCCGAGCAAACCAUUGAAGACAGGGCUCCACCAUUCAGUUAAUGGUCAUAGAACAAGCGGCAUUAUUUCUACCGCUAUCGCGGAUGCAAAGCGAAUAGCCCCUUUCGGCCAGGAGAAUACGGGCAGUUUAUUACAACAUCAUUUCGAUGUAGGGAAAGCUACACCAAUGGCUUCACAGUUCACCUUCACCUGCGGAUCACAGGUGAUGGGCAAGGCGUUGUGGCCUGAUACCUCACCGACGACGAGUGGCUCUGCAGAAUGUGCACUGCCAAAGCAGUUGGAUUUAGAGAGAAAUAGGCCAGCAGAUGCGGCUUUCAGCGACAAAGCCACUGGAGAAGAACGAAAGAUCACCAAUAAUUACCGUCAGCUUGAAAAAGAUCUCAUGCUGGCCGCUCUCAAUCGCCGACAAGCCGCUGUGGAUGCUUACCAUCACAAUCCACCAAGGCUGGAAGAUGUCUGGAUUUGCGAGUUCUGCGAAUACGAACGCAUAUUUGGGAGCCCUCCGAAGGCAUUGAUACGAGAAUACGAGAUGAAAGACCGCCGAGUUCGACAAGAGGAGGUAGAUAGACGACGUCUAUUGGAAAAAGCUAAAGCAAAGAGUCGAAAAGGCAGAAAAGGCAACAAAGCAACAAAGGGGACGCAGUCGGUAACUCAGAGCCCAGACCAAGUACCAGAGGACCGCGUUGUAGCAGUGACACCUUCAAUGGGAUGUGGUCACACCCUCUCCACACAGGCAGAGACUGGCUAUGAGGAGAAGUUCGAUGAUCGUCGGUCCCGAGACCCUCCUGACAUACUAGGAUACCAUGAGAAAAGCUCGAUGUCAAAGAUUGUUCCUAUCGUCUGA